AUGAAGUUCAACUUGCUCGCCCUUGCCGCUAUUGUAUCACUGGCCAUGGCCGCGCCGGUAGCCGACAACGCUGUCGUUGAGGGCGCUGGUGGCUCCCCAGGUGGAAAGCCCUGGAAGCGCGAUGACGCUGUCGUUGACGGCGCUGGUGGCUCCCCAGGUGGAAAGCCCUGGAAGCGCGAUGUCGCUGUCACUGAGGACUAUCCUGGUGGAAAGGACUGGUAG
Messenger RNA from Colletotrichum abscissum, 222 nucleotides. RefSeq lists its product as uncharacterized. The record is from RefSeq and is a predicted model, not a curated record. Bases 1 to 222 code for a protein of 73 amino acids. NCBI's taxonomy places the organism in Eukaryota, Fungi, Ascomycota, Sordariomycetes, Glomerellales, Glomerellaceae. The transcript has 2 exons.